CGUCAACGCCCUGGUUGUCAUGGUGAGACUGGGCGCUCUAGUGGAGUCCGGAAGUCUCUGAGCAGGCGGUGCGGGCGCUCUGCGCCCUGGGAGGCUCUGGUUGCUAUGGUGAUGGCUCCGCGUGGGCCCGGCGCCAUCAGUUACCUCGGACUGGAGGAGGGUCCAGACCCCGCCCCUGACGUCAGGAUUCAAGAGCUACGAGCCAGUCCCGCGAGGCCCGCGUUGCUGUAGUGAUUUGCUGCUUCCCGCGCGCCGGAACCCGGUCUUUGCAGCUUUGUCUACAGAACACUGGAAGAAUGAAGUCCUCUUGGACCCAUCUGGGGCCUCCUGUGAGCCAGGAUCGUACCAUCACCAGCUUCCCUAAGUGGUACACACCUGAUGCCUGCCUGCAGCUCAAGGAACACUUCCACAGCAAGGUCAGCACCGCCUGCCAGCACAGGAACACGGGCACUGUUGGGCUCAAGCUCUCCAAGGUGGUCGUUGUCGGCGAUCUCUAUGUGGGAAAGACUAGCCUCAUUCACAGGUUGUGCAAGAAUGUUUUUGACCGUGAUUACAAGGCCACUAUCGGGGUAGACUUUGAGAUUGAGCGCUUUGAGAUUGCAGGGAUCCCCUACAGCCUCCAGAUCUGGGACACAGCCGGGCAAGAGAAGUUCAAGUGCAUCGCAUCUGCCUACUACCGAGGUGCCCAGGUGAUCAUCACAGUCUUUGACCUCACUGACGUGCAGACGCUGGAGCACACCAGGCAGUGGCUGGAGGAUGCACUGAGGGAGAAUGAGGCAGGCUCUUGCUUCCUCUUCCUCGUGGGAACCAAGAAGGAUCUCCUGGUAAGCAGAGUGAAGCUGAAGGCCCAACCCCAAGGGACUUGCCAGAAAGUGCUCGCUCGUGUUUGCAGCUCACUUUUGAGGAGCAGUGACCAACACUGCCAUGCCGCCUUGUGUUGGACUUCAAAGAAGGCUAUGGAACUGAAGAGAGCACUCAAGCUCCCAUGCUCCCUCCCUAAGAGUCAGGGGCAGCGUGUGAGCAAGUUGAAGCAGAAGCUGUGCACCUGGCCAAUGAGCUGCGGGCAGAGUACUGGUCUGUAUCAGCCAAAACCGGUGAGUAGUGCACCCCACAUGCAUUUACUACCAAAAGACUGCAGGAGGCAGAAGUAGGCAGAGCAAAGUUGGAAAACCUGGCUUCUGGGGAGAUGAAAUGAAAGGACGUAGUUCUACGGCCAUGGGAACUCAGAAAUCAGGCUGGUAUCCUUGCCUCCGGUGCACAGAGACACUGUGUAUCUGGCUGCCACAGAGUGGGUAUGGAUUGAAUCUGGAAACGCCACCUCUAGGCCACCACAGACACCUGGCAGUGCGCAUGCGUGGAGCCAUCUGCCGCUCUUUUCCCAGCACACGUGUCCUUCUACCCCACAGCCCCCGCCCUCCCUGAUCACAGUAACAGCAGGCUGGCUGGAAUCCCACUGGAGCACAAGUAGGGUUAUUCUGCGCAGUUGCACAGGUCGUUGCUGCACAUAGCAGUGUUGGUGUCGGGUACUGGGACCUCUAGGAGGAGGCAUACAGAUCCCAUGUGAGGGCCAACAGCACACAUUCAAGCUUGUCCCGGGUUGUACAAGUGUUCAGUAGCAAGCAGUUGAGAGAGAAGGUGCUAGGGAAGGAAGGCUCAGAACUUUGAGGGAGUCGCUGGCGGUGCGGUGGGGCAGCAGGGUAGAGAUGGGGACCAGAACCCAUUGGGAAGCCAGGUUGCCACCCAGCACUGUGUCGCCGCCCAUGGAUGGGCUGGCGACUUAGUGCUCUGGAAGGCUCAUGGCUGGCCUAAGGAUGGCCUUACCUAGCCCUUGCCCGUGAUGCGCCUGAGGGCCGCAUGAGUCAUAGCUGUCUCGUGGGCCCCCAGGGGAGAACGUGAAGGCAUUCUUCAGCCGUGUUGCCGCCCUAGCAUUCGAGCAGUCUGUCCUUCAGGACCUAGAGAAGAGACCCAGCACCCAGUCCCAGGUCGGAGAUGGAGAUGGAGACC
Molecule: messenger RNA, 2004 nt
Organism: Mesocricetus auratus (golden hamster)
Lineage: Eukaryota; Metazoa; Chordata; Mammalia; Rodentia; Cricetidae
Gene: Rab36
Product: RAB36, member RAS oncogene family
Exons: 9
Coding region: 297-1151 (284 amino acids)
Molecular function (GO): GTP binding; GTPase activity
Source: RefSeq, a predicted model, not a curated record